Molecule: messenger RNA, 189 nt
Organism: Clunio marinus
Lineage: Eukaryota; Metazoa; Arthropoda; Insecta; Diptera; Chironomidae
Source: the annotation of a GenBank genome assembly
AUGAAGAGUAUUCAGGAAUAUACAAUCCUGUGGAACGCUACUGAAAGUGGAACCUUCAUCAUUCAAGUGAUGAGACAAAGGGAGCGAAACAAUCGUGCACUCCCUACUCUGAUGAUGAUGAUGAUGAUGGGUUUGACUGGAAGGUCAAAAAAUACUUUCAAAGUUAUCUUAAGCUGCGUAAAUGAGUGA